CAUCCCUCCACUAAACGACUCGUUCUCAAGAAAGGGAGCUUGCAUCUUGGAGUUGUAGAAAGAGAAGAUGGCUUCCUUCCUCAGCGUUCUAUUUGUUCUUCAUGCCUUAGCUUUCCUUGCUGCCUAUCCUCUUUUAGUUGCCUCUCAGGAAGUUGAGGAUGAAAAGGAAUUUGAUUAUCGGAAAGGGAGCGUGAAGGGUCCGGAACACUGGGGAGAGCUUCACAAGGAGUGGAGCAAUUGCAGCCGUGGGCGCAUGCAGUCGCCCAUUGAUCUGUUGAAUGAGAGGGUCGUGGUGUUGCCUCACUUGGGCAGACUCAGGAGGACCUACAUGCCCGCAAAAGGAACCAUAAAAAACAGAGGCCAUGAUAUCAUGUUGAAAUGGGAGAGCGGAGCGGGAGCCAUGUACAUAAACGGGACAGAGUUCUUUCUGAGACAAUUGCAUUGGCAUUCUCCCUCUGAGCACACGAUCAAUGGGAGGAGAUACGACCUGGAGCUCCACAUGGUCCAUCAAACCGAAGACAACCAGACUGCUGUCGUGGGAAUCCUCUACAAGAUCGGCCGCCAAGACACCUUUCUUCAGCAGUUGAGCGAUGAGAUAAAGAAGGUUAUCGACAAGAAAGAAGCGGAGAUGGAAGCGGGCAUUUUGGAUCCUAGGGGAGUGAAGAUUGGGAGUAGGAAGUACUACAGAUACUUGGGAUCCCUCACCACUCCUCCAUGCACCGAGGGCGUCAUCUGGACCAUAUCUAAGAAGGUGAGGACAGUUUCCAGGGAGCAGGUGAAGUUGCUGAAGGACGCGGUCCACGACAAUUACGAGGCUAAUGCGAGGCCAGUACAACCUGCCAAUCGAAGGCCCAUCUACUUCUACACUCCAAGAUUCAAUGCAUAUGUACCGCAUGUCUGAGUUCUUUUCUUUUUUGAAACAGAUAAUUCAUAUUCUUCAUGUACUGAUAGUAAAAUAAACAAAUCCCCUGCUCCUGUCUUGGUGGUUGCGACAUGUCAUUAUUAUCACUGUUCCUUAUGUUACUUCUUCCCCAUAAUUUUUUCUUUUUGUAAUA
Molecule: messenger RNA, 1055 nt
Organism: Nymphaea colorata (pocket water lily)
Lineage: Eukaryota; Viridiplantae; Streptophyta; Magnoliopsida; Nymphaeales; Nymphaeaceae
Product: alpha carbonic anhydrase 7-like
Exons: 6
Coding region: 68-901 (277 amino acids)
Molecular function (GO): carbonate dehydratase activity; zinc ion binding
Source: RefSeq, a predicted model, not a curated record